Colletotrichum navitas is the source of this 1244-nucleotide messenger RNA. RefSeq lists its product as uncharacterized. Bases 448 to 927 code for a protein of 159 amino acids. The record is from RefSeq and is a predicted model, not a curated record. The transcript has 6 exons. Gene Ontology annotation, molecular function: calcium ion binding. Gene Ontology annotation, cellular component: myosin II complex. NCBI's taxonomy places the organism in Eukaryota, Fungi, Ascomycota, Sordariomycetes, Glomerellales, Glomerellaceae.
AAAUGUCGCUUGCUGCUAAGAACUCAAAUGGAGUGAUACGCAGUGAAGAACGUAGCGACAAGCAUCAGCUCAGUCUCGAAAAGCAUGGGCCGUUCUCGGUGUCGGCAUCCGUGUGUAUCUUUUUUUUCUUUACACCAUGGCAAAAACAAGCUGGGAGACGGCAACAGGGUGGUACUAGGAGACAGCCAUUCAAUCAGGCUGAGGCCGAGGCGAGACACAGAUACGAGGGGCUCUCUGCCUUUCCUCACCACCCAUUUUUCUUCUCUUCCCCUCCCCCCUCCAAAUAUUCACACUUGAGCAACAAACGAUUGAGCCAUCUGGCCCGUUGCACGCAAUUAUACCAGACGAACGACCGAAGCCGUGGCUGUCAUCGAAGCUCCCUUCGCACGCAUUCCCCAUUUCACCCACACUGCGUUCACUCGCUUCCCGACCCCGCAAAGCUCAAAAAUGGCUCCUCCGUACGGUCUCACUGAGGCAGAGUAUAGAGAUUACAAGGCAGUCUUCUCCAUAUUCGACCGCGAUGGUACAGGCGCCAUCAACGCCGAGGAGUUUCAGAUCGCCAUGAAAUCGCUCGGCCUGAACCCCAGCAUCAAGGAGGUCAACGAGCUCAUCGCCGAAGUCGACCCCAACAACGAUGGCGGCAUUGAUUUCAACGAAUUCCUCCAGCUCAUGAGCGAGGCCCCCGCGCCGUCGAGCAAGGACUCGGACACCAACAAGGAGCUCGUUGCCGCCUUCAAGGUCUUCGACAAGGACAACAGCGGCUCUGUCUCGCCCUCGGAGCUGCGCCAGGUGCUGUUGUCCCUCGGCCAGCGCGCCACCGACGAGGAGAUUGAGGAGAUGAUCAAACACGCCGACCUGGAUGGCAAUGGUUCCAUUGACUACCAGGAAUUUGUUCAGCUCAUGGCCCCGAAAGACGGCAAGAAGUGAAAGAAACUAAAGAAAUGGAUAAGACUCGGUACGGAAGGGAUGCCAAAGCGUAGGCGAACAUUUUGACGGGGGUUGGGUUAUCUCUAGGGGUAUUUCUUUAGUUACGGGGACAAGAUAGUGGUGGAAAAGGGGGGGGGAAACGCACGACACUUGGCUGCCUUUUGAUACCCUUUCCCCCCGAUGAAGGCACAUUGAGAUGGAAAGGUUCGGGCAGCGGUUUGCAAGGCGAAGACAGACUUGGCAGGACAGACCACACGACAAACACAUACGCACAACAUACACACAUUGAAACCCAAUCAAACAUGCGUUCCCACGAU